AUGGCCGACAGUGCAGAAGCACGAUACUAUGAGCAGCUCACCCAACAUCGUGAGCUUGACCCCCAAAUGGACCAUCAGCCCACUCAAUCAGAGCAUCAUGGUAUGCAGGAGCACCAGGAGCAGCAUGAACAUCACGAGCACCAUGAGCAUCACGAGCUACAUCAACUCCAGGGCCUCCAGGAGUCACCGGCUCCACAGCAACAGAACCCCCUUCCGCCAGUGAGCGCAGAUGAGCUCCAGCUCGCGGCUCAGUUAUCACAGGGUCUUGCCCCCAUGAUGGCUGCUGCCGUCCAAGACCAAGCACAGGACCAGCAGUCAAUUCAGCCGCAAGAUAACCAGGAAGGCCAAGUACAACAACAUCAGGCUGAGCCAAAUCUCCAGGAGCAGUUGGAGGCAUCGUUGCAGAACCAUGAGCGUGAGAUGCAGUCUCAUGGACAUGAGCUCCAAGGUCAUGGCCAUGAACUCCAAAACCACAGCCAUGAGCUUCAAAACCACAACCAUGAACUCCAGAGCCAUGAGCUCCAAGAUGUUCUGUCACACCCUGGCCAGCCUCAACAACAUCACUAUGCACAGAACCCACCGCCUCCGCCCCAGCUCCCUCAUCACAUGUCGAUGGACCACUUGUCACAGGUACAUCCCCAGUACCAGAUGCCUGAUGCUACGCCGCCCAGGAAACGGUCCAAAGUGUCCCGGGCCUGUGAUGAGUGUAGGCGCAAGAAGAUCAAGUGCGAUGCGCAGUCGGAAGCCAAUGAGGCGCCUUGUUCCAACUGUCGACGGUCGAAUGCACAGUGCCUGUUCAGUCGUGUGCCUCAGAAGCGGGGACCAAGCAAAGGAUACAUCAAAGAACUUGCCGAUCGCAUCAAUACCAUUGAAGGCAGGCUCAGCACCAACGUGGAAAGCGCCGAGAGGAGACCGUCAAGCGAGUCGUUUGUUUCCCCAGGCUUAGUCGACGACAGCAGGAAGCGGCCGUUUUCUAGUAUUUCUGUUUCUGGCGAAGGGUUCCAAACCCCGCCUCAGAACAGAUUAUCGGCGGCCUUCAACUCCGAGCACAGGUCGAUUUUGCCCUACGUCCAACCCGAAUUCCGCCCGCAAGUGUCCGGAAAUUCGACCGACCUCGCCUUGAAACCUACCGCGCCAUUGACAUACCCCGCUUCGACGAAUGAUAUGGAUUUGCAAGGCCAGCCCGACAUGAUGGACACCAUGGCACAGGACGGCCUCCCUCAAGCGUCAUCGCAUCAAGCGGACCAACUGCCGGAAAUCGACGACGUCGUUUUCAAUCGCUAUCUGGAGUGCAUCCACCCCAUUUUCCCUGUGUUGGCAAGCAGCAAGGCCUUGGUGCAGUCCCUCUUAUGGCGGGCUCCUCUAAGCCUCCAGAAUGCCUUCUACAACGGAUUUUUUUCCAUGAUGAAGCACUUCUCUCCCGAUUCCGGUGGCCAAAUCGACGGCAAUCCUGCUACCGCAUGGCGCCUUUUGAACGAAUGGGAGGCCGAGUGGAAACCGCGCUCUUCCGUCACCAAUCUGGUGCAGCUCCAGACCUUGAUUAUGACCAUGAUUUCGGUAGACUGCUUUAGUAUCGCGGCUUCCAAGGGCUUGAUGGGCCCGACCAAGCUCGACAUCCUCGGCCGAGCUGUCUCAGUUGCGUAUUCGAUGACGGCUCAUUCUCGGACAGUCGACCCUAAUCCGAAUCACGAAUUGGAUACCAACUCAGACGACAACGUUGCCUUGCGAGCGUGGUGGGUUUUAGUUAUGUUGGACAGGUGGCACGCACUCGGGAUGGCCAAGCCCACCCUGAUCGUCAGUGACUUUGUCGUGCCUCGGGCAGGCUUGGAGCAUAUCGUCGGGGAUGGUGUUUAUUCCUUGAUUCGGACUUCCUACGUCUUCACGCUUAUCAUGCCCGUCAUUGUCAACCCGCCGAUUGAUCCUUCAGAGUCUCAGGCCCUCGCUUUAAUGGCCACCGGGCCCACCCAAAUGCUAAGCUGGGUUCUCACGGCCAAGGAGAACCACGCUGUGCUCGACCUAGCGUACUGGCACCUCCGCGCCGUGUCGGAACUGCUCUCUCCGGACCGGGCGCAGCGCCCCCUCAACAUUCUCCAGGCUACCAGGUGUUUGGCCGGCCUCCUCGCCGCCAAACACGACUUGUACAGCCCCGUCACCCACCACUUUGCCGCCGUCGCCGCGCUCGGCCUCAUCGAGCUGCACCGCUUCCCCGUGACGCGCGACGAAGCCGUCCGCAUCACCAAGGAGGUCCUAGAGUACAGCAUGGCGCCGUCCAUGUGGAACGCCGCCGUGCGCGACAAGCUUUCCUGGUACCUGGCGCGUCUCCCAAACCCGGCGGGCCAGAACGCCACGGCGACCACCGGCCAGAACUUGCAGCAGCUCGCGGAUCUGGCCACCGCAGUCGACGCCACCAACACUACCACUGCUGCGGGCUCGGGCGCGCCUGCAGUUCCAACUGCGGCUAUGUCCUCUGGGGACGCGCAGCCUGCAGAGGCGGCCGGUGCUUCUGGUGCUGGUGCCGGUUCUGCUGAGAAUGGCGCUCCCUCGGCCGGCGGCGAUGGUGCCGCUGCUGCUGCUGCUGCUGCUUCUGUUGCGGCGGCGGCGGUGGCGGCCGUCAAGUCGGAGGCGGAGGGCGUGGAGGACCGGGAUGCCCCUCUGCCGGCGCUGGUGGACGUGCGCGCGGUGUUGAGGAAGGGAUAUCUCACUUGGUAUGACGAUGUCAAUGGUGGUGAGGUUGUUUAG
This is a messenger RNA of Chaetomium globosum CBS 148.51, 2739 nucleotides long. RefSeq lists its product as uncharacterized. Lineage: Eukaryota; Fungi; Ascomycota; Sordariomycetes; Sordariales; Chaetomiaceae. Gene Ontology annotation, molecular function: DNA-binding transcription factor activity, RNA polymerase II-specific; zinc ion binding. The transcript has 4 exons. Gene Ontology annotation, cellular component: nucleus. The record is from RefSeq and is a predicted model, not a curated record. The coding region runs from base 1 to 2739 and encodes 912 amino acids.